Rattus rattus (black rat) is the source of this 3055-nucleotide messenger RNA. It is a transcript of the gene Crppa, whose product is annotated as CDP-L-ribitol pyrophosphorylase A. Bases 521 to 1864 code for a protein of 447 amino acids. The transcript has 10 exons. The record is from RefSeq and is a predicted model, not a curated record. Lineage: Eukaryota; Metazoa; Chordata; Mammalia; Rodentia; Muridae. Gene Ontology annotation, cellular component: cytosol. Gene Ontology annotation, biological process: isoprenoid biosynthetic process; protein O-linked glycosylation via mannose. Gene Ontology annotation, molecular function: D-ribitol-5-phosphate cytidylyltransferase activity.
CAGAGUUCAGGGACUUUCUGCUUGGUGGUUCAAACGUGCAGACAGGGAUGGGCAUCAACCUUACAGUCUGGAUUCUAGACUUUCCCUAACCAUUCAUCUUUCCAUUUGGUAGAAUCAGGGUGUCAUCUGUGGAUAACGAAAUUCUUAUGACCGAGGUGCACAUUGAACUGUACCUUGAAUACAAAUAUUUCCCACUUAUUUAGAAUGGGGCCUGUGACUUUGUUGUGCAUAGCUGCCCGUGUGUGACUGUCAAUGUGUAAGGACUGUUACCACAGACUCAGUUCGGCCUGCCCGGAGGGAUAGAGGGAAGAGCAGGAAGAGAGCUGCCUUGGGGCGCUGGGACCGGGCUGGGAAGACAGGCUUGUUGGCUCCCUCUGUGAUCAGCACCCGAGGCCACCUUCCCUGAGUCCGCUCGGCGCCGUUCCUCGCCCAGUCCGAUCGGUGAUCUCGGCCCAGGUCUGGGGUUGGCGUUUCGCUUUUAGUUCCCAUCUGCACCUUGGGGUUCUGCGCUCUGCUCGCCAUGGAGUCCCGGCCGUGCAGCAGGCCCGCUGAGCCUCGGCAUUGCGUGAGCGGCCGGGCGGGCGCGGGUUUAGCGUGCCCGGCGUUCCCAUUGUCCGCUGCCGGGGCGGAGCCCGGGAGCCGCAUUGGAACUGUGGCCGCUGUGCUGCCGGCUGGGGGCUGCGGAGAAAGGAUGGGCGUCCGCACCCCGAAGCAGUUCUGCCGGGUCCUGGAGAGGCCGCUCAUCAGCUACACACUGCAGGCUAUGGAGAGAGUAUGCUGGAUAAAGGACAUUGUUGUGACAGUGACAGGGAAGAACAUGGAAGCCAUGAGAAGUAUCAUUCAGAGGUAUGGGCAUAAGCGCAUCUCACUAGCUGAGGCCGGAGCCACGCGUCACAGAUCAAUUUUCAAUGGACUGAAAGCCCUGGCAGAAGAUCAGCCAGGCUGUGAACUCACUAGGCCAGAAGUUGUGAUUAUCCACGAUGCCGUGAGACCUUUCGUUGAGGAAGAUAUCCUCCUGAGAGUUGUCCUAGCAGCUAAGGAGCAUGGGGCAGCAGGAGCAAUUCGACCUCUGGUGUCCACUGUCGUCAGUCCGUCUGCUGAUGGUCACUUAGACCACUCACUGGACCGUGCCAAGCAUAGGGCAAGCGAAAUGCCCCAGGCUUUUCACUUUGAUGUGAUCUAUGAAGCGUAUCAGAAGUGUAGUGAUUUUGACUUGGAAUUUGGAACAGAGUGCUUGCAGUUGGCUCUAAAAUACUGUCACAGGAAAGCAAAACUUGUAGAAGGGACCCCUGACCUCUGGAAGGUGACCUACAAACAGGACCUGUGUGCAGCUGAAGCCAUGAUUAAGGAAAAAAUUUCACAGGAGAUUUGUGUGGUCAUGAACACAAAAGAUGAAGAAUCUGUAGGACAUCUUCUUGAGGAAGUGCUAAGAAAUGAACUAAAUUGUAUUAAAGUCACAUCCACAGUUUUGGAUCGCACUAGUGGAGACAUUGAGAACUUCAUAGACCAAUGCUACAGUUUCAUCUGUGUGAAUGUUGUGUCCUCUGAGAGUCAAGAAACCAGGAAGUUACUAAGUAUCCUUGAAGAGAGCAGCCUUCCUCUUCUGUAUCCCGUAGUUGUCGUUUUGGUGUGUUGCUUUGAUUUCACGGUAGUGCCGCUCGCUCAGGAGAUGGAAAACCUGAUGUGGAUCAGGGAAUUAGCAAAGGAAGCAAAAGGAAGGAAUAUUCUAUUAAGUGGAGUCCUCCUAAAUCACUCACAGGAUGAGCAGAAGCUACAAGAGAGUCUAGUACAAAGUGCAGCCAUCAUAGCUGCCUUGGUUAAGGAAAGAAAUUCUGCACUCGUCGGGCAGCUCCUGGUGGCAUGAAGAACACAGACGAAAAUCAUCUAUAAGCUUCCAAAGAUCCUUCCCUAAGACCCCCCACCCCACUUGACUGCCUCCCCACCUCAAUGUCUCCUCCUUGUGAAUACAAUAUUUUCAUUGUUUUCUGAUCUUGCCACUUAUUGGAUGUGACGUUUAGGUUGUGACAAUGGGUUAAUGUGUGUGUUCAUGAACUUAUGUAUCAAAUACAAUUGGCUCCAACUAGAAAAGGAUAAAUAAAUGGCAAAUAUUGCUUUCAUGUAAAGAAUAUGUUCACUACUGCAGCAAGUCCAAUUGACAUGAUAAGGUUAGCUAUUCCUUCAAAGGCAAGAGUUUAGACAGCUUGGUGGUUAUGGUAAGUUUAUGCUAAUUAACAUAUUGUUCGCAUUAUAGUGGAGCUAAUGAAUAGGCUUCAGAAUUAGUCCCAAUUCCAAAAUCAACCUCUUCCUAUGUGAGGAUGCAUCUUUUGCCUUGUUUUGGAAUUCACUGCACCUUAUAAAGAGUAGGGGAGCUGGGAAGUUGGCUUAGUGGGCAAGCUCUUGUCUAGUGUGGAUAGAGCAGCAUCACAGAAGAAAAAGAAAAACACGCUGGUAAAUAUUGGGCAGAAACCAGAAAGGGGAUGUCUCCAGUUUCCUUCCCCUUUGUCUUUUAUGUUCUUGAUCUUUAGAGAUUUCUAAAGAGACUGAGAUUCACUCUUUUAUUAGUUUAAAUUGUAUCUUUUCUUUGGUUUAUGAGAUGUCGUGCUGACAUUAUUUUAAAGAGUCUCUACUUCUAGGUUAGUUUCAGAAAUGUCUGGAGAGCUUCAUGAAGGUUGAGUUGCUUCGGUCCAUCCGUGCCUAUGAUCUUCUGAAAAGCAGGGAAGCCAGUGAAGUGGAGUUAGCUAAUCUUGCUGUAGGAAUGGUGGCCUUGCUAAAUCAAGAUUCAUUCUUUACAAUCUCUAUUGCCUAUACAUUAUAUUAUCUUUUAUGUUGCACUUAAUAAUUAUAUAUACAUAUGGUUGUGAAAAUGCCUUUGGUUGCAACAUAAAUUUUUUAUUAAAGUAUGUUAAAUCAUUACAUUCUAGAACUUACACUGGAUAAAGAAAUUAUAAAAGCUGCAUGAAAUGUGUUUACUCAGGAUUGUCAAUAAAUAUGUCUACUUUCUGAAAUGUCUCUUGCAACAUGUUAAAUAAAUUUCCUCUAUAUUUUUGAGUUUCAA